AUGGCUCUCCGGCAGCUUUAUGCUUUCUCCGUGGCACUUAUGUGGGGCUGCGUGGCGUUGGCGUCCUCCUCCCACUACUACCAUACUGCAGUUGCUCCCCCACAAGACCUUCAGGUCACUGAUCCUGGACUCUUAGGUUCUCUGGAUAUAGAGUGGAAACGUCCACCCAACGGACAAACCUUCAAUGAAUGCACAGUAAAAUACAAGUGUGAAUACCGCAACACUGGUGACAGAGACUGGAAGGUUAUUUUUACUAGGAAGCUAAAAUUCAGAGCUGGAUUUGACCUCAGCAGGACUGCUGAAGUGAAGGUACAGACACUGCUCGAAGGACGGUGUACCAAUGACGUGGAGGUGCAAAGUGACUGGAUUUAUGCUACCUUUCAGGUCCCACUGCAAGGAAAACUGGAAUCGGAGGUUCAGAAUUUCCACUGCAUCUAUCAUGACUGGGAAUACCUCAAGUGCACUUGGCAACCAAGUCUCCUUGCUCCUCACGGUGCACAUUAUGGACUAUAUUAUUGGUACGAGGGGCUGGACCACACAGUGCAGUGUGAUGACUAUAUUCGGGAUCACGGUGUAAACGUCGGCUGCAUGUUGCAAAACCUGAGCCAGGUGUAACACUGGCAGGAAAGCAGCAGGGCUUUGGGGACCCCUACAGCCACAACACACCCAAGGCACACACGGGUCUUGCACACGCUAGCAAAGCCAUCACCCCCAAAGCAGCUGGCAGUUUCCAUGUCUGCAUCUGAGGAGCUCCGCGUGGCGUGGAGCCCGCCGGGCGGUGGAACACCACCUCAGUGCCUGGAGUAUGAGGUCCAGCUGACAGGAGAGCCAGGGGACGCCAAGGCUGCAUGGACGUCUGUGUCAACCCAAAUGGAGACCACUUUAACAAUUCCCAGAGCAAAUCAAAGCCGCAUUUCAUGUGUUCGUGUCAGGGGGAAAACAAGUAUUUUCUGUGCUGACCAGGGCUUUUGGAGUGAAUGGACGCAGGAGUGUUUCUCUGUGCCCAGAAAAAAGGACAAGCAGCUAUUUAUCCUCAUUCCAGUCAUUGUGAGUUUGUCAUGUAGCUUCAUAAUAUUUAUGUUGAUUGGCCAGUGCAAGAAAAGAUCCCCAGCAGGAAAGCCAUUGCACACAUCGGUGGGAUGCUAA
Opisthocomus hoazin is the source of this 1146-nucleotide messenger RNA. The record is from RefSeq and is a predicted model, not a curated record. NCBI's taxonomy places the organism in Eukaryota, Metazoa, Chordata, Aves, Opisthocomiformes, Opisthocomidae.